AAUUUCUACGAUCUGAGUACAGUGAUGAGAAUAUCAUGUUUUGGCUCGCAUGUGAACAGCUCAAACAAGAGACAAACCCGGAAUUGAUCGAGGAGAAAGCACGCAUGAUCUACGAAGAUUUUAUCUCCAUUCUCUCCCCACGAGAAGUGAGUUUGGACUCACGGGUCAGAGAGAUUAUCAAUGCCAACAUGAUAGAACCAACACCUCACACUUUUGACGAGGCUCAAUUACAAAUUUAUACACUGAUGCACCGGGACUCGUACUUACGCUUCCUCAACUCCCGAAUGUACAAAGAGCUGUUACAACAAACCACCAAUUCCGGUUCCACUUCUAGUCUGCAGUGAAGGUUAACAGAUUCGAUGUUUCGCCGUUUGAUAUGGACUCAGGAAAUUGGUGAAACGACGUUCCGAUUUCUAGUUUGGAUUCUUAUCCCUCGUUUCGGCAAACGUUGUUGUAAACAGCGGCUGGAUCCGCUGGAUACCGCACUGGAUACCAGAGCAAAUACCCAUGCAACUGGGCCAAAUGCGACAUGUUCUCUCCAUCUCUCAAUUGAGAGUUCACUGGUGAUUGUGAUCUUUCUCAUAUUGCGUGUACUUAAUAAGUUCUAAAACCUUUAUGUUUCCCUCGAAUCUGAGCACCAAUCCUCACUUCCGUCCCAAUUCACUUAUCCAGUGCAUCGAUAGCUGGCUAUCGUGCACCUUCUCAAUCCUCAUCGCUUUCCGUUUUCAAGCCUGGAGGCAAUGCAUAUCCAACACAUUAGAUUAUUUCUGGCGUAAACGUGAACAGUGCAUGCCUCGUUAUUUCCUAUUUAAACUAACAAAGAUAUUGUUACAUUAUCCCACCAUUUUCUUCUCCCUGGUUGCUCCGUACAUCCUGAAAGCAUUCAAGACAUGCACAUGUUUCAACUAUUCGCUGACUGCUGAUAUGUUUCCAGUGUUCC
Molecule: messenger RNA, 940 nt
Organism: Dicrocoelium dendriticum
Lineage: Eukaryota; Metazoa; Platyhelminthes; Trematoda; Plagiorchiida; Dicrocoeliidae
Source: the annotation of a GenBank genome assembly